AUGAAUGUAUUAAAGAAAACCAAAAUAUUAUAUGCAAAUAACACAUUUUUCCCUUUAAAGUACGCAAAUUUUAAAUCAAACUUUUCUAGCAUAGAUUUUAAUUAUAAAAAUACUAAGAAAAAAAAGGAUUAUAGUAGGAAGAAUAAGAUAAAAUGCAUUUUUGAUCACAGUUUAAAUGUAUAUGACAGACUAAUAAUAUUUAAAAAUUUACAGAAGGACAAACCUGUUAAAGAUGGUGAAAAACUUAACAAUAAAUUAUUAUAUACAUACUUGUUAAAUGAAUACAAAAAAUCCUUUGAUUAUAUUAGUUUUAGCCAGAUUGUACAAAGCAUGCAAAUAUUUGCAGAACUUGAAAAAAAAUGCGAUGAUUGUGAUUUCUUUAUAUCAGCAACAAAUUUAGAUAAAAAUGAUUUAUGUAGAAUACGUGAAUUUGAAUUCAGUGACAAGGGUUUACACUUUCAUAGAAGAGAACUCCUAGGAAAAAUUUGCAAUAAAUUUAUUAAGCAAGUGCAUGAAAUGAAUGGAAACGACUUAAUUAACUUUAUCAUUUUCUUUUAUAAAUGGAAUAAAGAUGACAGAAGGUUAAUUUUUUUUUAUAACUUUUAUUUUAACCAUGUCUUUGAUAAUUUAUAUCUUUUAAACCAUAACAUAUAUAAAAUUUUGUUUAUAUUAAAUACAUAUGCCACUAAUAAUGGUUCAAACAUGCUUUUUGAUAAAUCAUUAAUAAAGGAAAAUGAAUUUAAUGUAUAUUAUUUUAAAGAAUUAAAAAAAAUAGAUAAUUAUGCAAUUAAAAUGAGCAAAGAAGAAAUUUACAACAAAUGCUAUCUGAAGGUAUAUGAUAAUAUAGAUAAAAUUGAGAAUAACAAAAUAUUAAACAUUCUAAAGUUAUAUAUAGAUAAUUCAAUUUUAAACAUUAAUAUAGAUAAAAAAAUUAUAAAGAUUCUUCAUAAGAAUUUAAUGAAUGAAAAUAUAGGAUAUCUUGCAAAACUGUUGAAGAUAUAUUGUACCAUGAUAAAGGCAGAGAAAUGUGAUAAUACUUCAAUAGUUUCUAAAUCAAAAGAAGUCAUUUUAUGCAUAUCAGAAAAUUUAAAACAGAAAACAAACAAUGAAAGUGUAUUAUGUGAUAUAAAUUACAGUACAUUAUUGAAUUCAAUAAAUAAUAAGUAUAUUUUAAGUAAACUUGUUGACAAUAAUUUUUCCUUAUUUUAUGAACUCUUGUUAAAGUCAUUCUUCAACAUUAAAUUUCAAAAUCUUCAGUUUCUUUCAAUUUCACUGAUUUCUAUAAAAAAUAUAUAUUUUACUUUAUCAAAGAAUAUAUGUUAUACUAACACAUCGUUAUUUUUUUCUGUUAUGAAAAUGGGCUUAAACAUGUGUAAUAAUUUGUUAGAAGAUUAUAUCAGAAUGAAAAAUAAAAAUGCAAUAUAUAUUAUAUCACAUGAUAAGACCAUAGACAAUCAUGUAAAGUCAAAAGAUAACAAUAAAGAAGGAAAUGUGUCAAAAAGAAGUAAUAGUUAUUUUUAUAAAAUAGAAAAUUAUGAUGAUUUUAUAUUUAAAUUAAAAGCUAAUGAUUUGUUAUAUGUUAAAAUAUUGUCUAAUUCCUUUGUAAAAAUAAAUAAAUUGUACAGCUCAUACGAUUUUUACUUAUUAUUCAAUAAUAUAUCAUGCAUUUUAUAUUAUUUUAUAAUAAACAAUGAUGUGAUAAAAAAGUUUAAUGAUACAUAUAUAUACAUUUUAAAUGAUCUAUCUUUUGUCUAUAAAAAUAUAAAAAGUGAAAGUUCAGAUGCAAAUGUAAUUUUAAAUAAAGUUAAAGAAGUGGUAUAUAAAAAUGUUUUAAAAGUUAGUAACCUAUAUAUUCAAAAUAUGAAAGAAGAAAAUAAAUUUUUAAAGGAGCAAUAUGUAUGUUUUUUAAUUUUUUUAAACAAUAUAUUUUUUGAUAGAAUUAUUCAUUUUGAUUAUAUAAAGAAUAUCUGGUGCCAUGUUUAUAAUGCAUAUACUUAUUUCAAACAUAAUCAAAUGAUAAAUGAAGACAUAAUUGCUUUACUUUUAUUAACAUGCUCUAAGUUUCAAUUUUUUAUUGAAAAUAAUUCAAAUAGUAGGUAUAAUAGAAAAGAGCUAUUGGAUUUAAAAUAUAACAUCAUUGAUGAUUUGACUAUAAAUUAUUUACAAAAGUACAAAUAUAUUUCUUUAGAUAAUUUAUCUAAAAUUUUAAUAUCAUUAUCAAAUUUGAAAUACAGAUAUAAAAUAUAUGAACCCCUAUUAUUAAAAAGUUUGGAAAAUGAAAUUAUAAGAAUUUGUCCCGAAGCCCAAAAUACCAAUUUUUUAGACACGUCAAAUCAUACUAGUUCAAAUAUAAAUUUAGAAAAUAUUCGUAAUGAGCAUAUAAAACAACAUUUAUUUGUAAAUAUGAGCAAAGUUAUUGAAUGCUUAAUAAAGUUAGAUAUGUUUUUAUAUUUAAAAGAGAAAAAUGUGUACUUAGAUUUGUUUAAAAACACAUUUUGCAAUGUAUACAUAAAAAAAAAUUUAUUAAAAAAAAUACUUUAUAUAGCCAAUAAUUUGUACUUAUAUAAUUUUUAUUCAUAUGCCUGUAAUAUCUUAGAUUUUUUUUUAAAAAAUGACGAAAUUUCUUAUAAUUUUAAUAAAAAUGUAGAAAAUAAAAUAUUUGAAAAAAUUGCAUGUUAUAUAUCAGAAGAUGAUUAUAUUGAAAUUUCUAACACAGCAUUUGUAUUUUUUUAUGAUUAUUUGCAAAUAAUAAAUAAUGAAAAGUAUCAAACGGUUUUAAAUUAUCCCCAAAAAUGGAGUACCAAUUAUAGUGAAAUAGAACACAAGGACGAUUUACAAAAUACUACAAAUGCUUAUUUUGAAACUACAGAUAAAUACAAUGAAGAACAAACAGAUUGUAACGAAUGGGCAAGGAAUAAUAGCAUGUUAAAAACGAGUGUUAAACAUAAUAUAAGUCUUGAUAUAAUGAAUUUAUUUAGAUUUUUAAAGGUUGAUAGAAAAAAAAUAAUAUUGUUUCAAUUAUAUUUAUAUCUUUCUAAUAUAAAAAAGAUCAAAGAAACUAAUACAACAUCUUCUAUGUUCCAUUUACAAGUAUUGACAGUUUUAAAGAACAUGAAUCCAAAGUAUUUAUGUGUGGAAAAUUAUAAAAUAAAAAAUGAACAAGGUACUUUUUUGUAUACCAUUGAUAUAGUGCUGUUCAAAGCAAAUAUUUUCAAAAAAUUAUAG
Plasmodium vinckei vinckei is the source of this 3225-nucleotide messenger RNA. Its product is annotated as conserved Plasmodium protein, unknown function. The transcript has a single exon. The record is from RefSeq and is a predicted model, not a curated record. The coding region runs from base 1 to 3225 and encodes 1074 amino acids. NCBI's taxonomy places the organism in Eukaryota, Apicomplexa, Aconoidasida, Haemosporida, Plasmodiidae.